GGUUUGAUUGGUCAAGCUUUCUAUCAAUGGAUGAUGCGAUACACUUUGGAGUGUGCUUCUACCCCGGCCACAUCUGCUGAUUUACGGUCCUCUGUGCUGACAUCUCCGUUGAGACUUACUAUCAUUGGUACACUCAGCUUUGUUCUGGGUGAAGCGAUUGGUGCCACGCUGAACCUGCUGGGUGUCGAUGUGGAUAGGAGCCUCUCAAUGGCUCGGAUCUAUUGCGAUCACCACCAAUGGGUGCACUCCUCCACCUCUGUUGAGGCAUCUUACGCUCGUAUCACUGGAGCACUAUUUGGUUUAGCUGGCGCCUUAAGCUUUCGGCCCUUGACAGUUCGCAACGUGAAGCCUCCACCUAUAACUGUUAAACGUGUCAUCUUUCCCUGCAUCAUGUGUAUUAUUGUCUGCUACUAUUGGCAGAGAUGCGUCUCCUUCAUAGCCCCUUUCUUCAAAUGUCUCCUUGGAUACAUUCCCCUGAGAACAGAGGCAUCAUUCCUCUUCUACAUGGGUAUAAUAGGCGCUAGCUGCCCUAUUAUCGUGGCUCUAUUUUUCUCAAGUCUUCUUGAUCAACUUGUUCACUGCAAGGCCUCGAUGUGCAACACUUCCAAGCAUAACACAAAUGUGGAUUUCUCUAGGCAAGGUUCCCAGGCUUCUACAAGAAGUCGACGCUCACACUCGCGAUCGCAACGUUGA
Molecule: messenger RNA, 693 nt
Organism: Hydatigera taeniaeformis
Lineage: Eukaryota; Metazoa; Platyhelminthes; Cestoda; Cyclophyllidea; Taeniidae
Source: the annotation of a GenBank genome assembly